Lineus longissimus is the source of this 1663-nucleotide messenger RNA. Its product is annotated as tyrosine--tRNA ligase, mitochondrial-like. The transcript is spliced from 13 exons. Gene Ontology annotation, biological process: tyrosyl-tRNA aminoacylation. The coding region runs from base 25 to 1437 and encodes 470 amino acids. Gene Ontology annotation, cellular component: cytosol; mitochondrion. The record is from RefSeq and is a predicted model, not a curated record. NCBI's taxonomy places the organism in Eukaryota, Metazoa, Nemertea, Pilidiophora, Heteronemertea, Lineidae. Gene Ontology annotation, molecular function: tyrosine-tRNA ligase activity; ATP binding; RNA binding.
UUUUAUGGUCUGGAGUUAUUCAAGAUGUCAGCGCCCAUGAUAGCCAUGUGGAGGUCAAAUUCUAAGAAAAAUUGGUCAUGCCUAAAACGGCUGAUAUCGCAGAUGUCAUGUAGGCGGUAUUGUAACCGGAAUAUCCUCAUUCUUCAUGAGAGGGGAAUAUUCCAGAAUAUUUUCCCAGCAGAAAGAAGUCCUGAUCUUCAUAGCCUGCUAGUCAAAUCACCACAGACCAUCUAUGCCGGAUUUGAUCCGACAAGUGAUAGCUUGCAUAUUGGUAAUCUGCUGGUCAUCAUGAGCCUUAUUCACUGCCAAAGAGCUGGACAUACUCCUUUGGCCCUAGUUGGUGGUGCUACUGCAAUGAUUGGCGACCCCAGCGGGAAGACAAAAGAUCGACGAGCAAUGAAUAUUGACGAGUUAGCUGAAAACUCUUCUGGAAUUCAGUCAACCUUGCAACGAAUAUUCAAACACCAUUCAGACAUUAUGUGGAGAAAAGAUUUACCUGCACCUGUAGUUUUGAACAAUGCUGAAUGGUAUUCCAGUACAAAUGUCAUUGAGUUCUUAUCAAACGUUGGGAGAAACUUCCGAAUGGGGGAUAUGCUGCGAAAAGACAGUGUAAAAUCACGCCUAGAUACUGCAGAGGGGAUGAGUUUAACAGAGUUCACUUACCAAGUAUUCCAAGCGAAUGAUUGGUUACAUUUGUAUAACAACUAUAAGUGUAAGAUUCAAAUUGGUGGAAAUGAUCAACUAGGAAAUAUCACUGCCGGCUACGAGUUGAUCAAAAGGGUUAAAAAUGAGUCUGUAUUUGGUUUAACAGUACCGCUGAUCGUAACGUCCUCAGGUGAAAAGUUUGGUAAAACUGCAGGAAACGCUAUCUGGCUUGACAGGUCAAAAACAUCCAUCUUUGACUUUUAUCAGUAUUUCAUCAACACUCCAGACUCUGAUGUUGCUGCUCGCUUAAAGUCGUUUACCUUUCUUCCCGAGAAUGAAAUCAAAGAUGUCCUUGACAGACAUAAGAAAUCCCCUGAAAGCAGGAUCGCCCAGAAGAAAUUAGCCGAACAAGUUACUAUUUUAGUUCAUUCAGAUGAAGGCCUCCAAAGUGCAAAACGAUGCACCCACGUGUUGUACAACAGCUCUCCAGAAUCACUGGCCGAGUUGACUGAGGCAGAAAUCGAAGAUGUUUUCAAAGGUGCUACAAAGAUGGAGCUGCUGUUGCAGCCCGGGAUGACGCUCAUCGAUGUUGUCAUGAAGGCGAAGAUCCUUGGAAGAGCUAGAGAGGUCGAUGCCAUCCAGGUAAUCAACGGUGGUGGUCUGUACGUCAACUUCAGGAGGAUCACCAAUCCAGACGCAGCAUUCAUACCCGGGGAACACAUUCUACAUGCAGGAUUCACUGUUAUAAGAGCAGGGAAAAAACGAGUCUUCCUCAUUCAAUGGAUUCGGUGAUGUUGCAACGCUGUCCACACUACUGUCCUGAAUCUCCUUCCAUGAGAAACACCCUGUGUGAGGCAGACAAACGUUUUCCAUAUCGUGAAACUCAUGGAAAAUGUACAUGUACAAUCAUAGUUGUACUCCGACUGAAUUGUGUCCUAUGGACAUCAUUGUGCAAUGUCAAUGCUAUUGUGAUGAUCAAAUCAUACAUACUGUAGGCAUUUAUAUGGAAACUUGUGAA